Haliotis rufescens (red abalone) is the source of this 9045-nucleotide messenger RNA. RefSeq names its product serine/threonine-protein kinase PRP4 homolog. Bases 63 to 2681 code for a protein of 872 amino acids. The transcript has 13 exons. NCBI's taxonomy places the organism in Eukaryota, Metazoa, Mollusca, Gastropoda, Lepetellida, Haliotidae. The record is from RefSeq and is a predicted model, not a curated record. Gene Ontology annotation, molecular function: ATP binding; protein serine/threonine kinase activity. Gene Ontology annotation, biological process: peptidyl-serine phosphorylation; mRNA cis splicing, via spliceosome; peptidyl-threonine phosphorylation.
CGAGUACAGUUAGUCAGAGGGACAAUAGUAUAUAGUCGACAUCGCGCUGACGAUCCUCUAAAAUGGCCGAUGUUGAUGACCCGAUUGAAAUAAGUGAUGAUUCAGCCAGUAGUGAUGAAGGCAUUGUGAAAGAAAAGAAAAAGAAGCAUAAACACAAGAAACAUAAGAAGAAACAUUCCACCAGCGACAAACAUAAACACAAACACAAGCGGAAGCGUCACAAACACGACAAAGGAGACGGAGAUGAGAAGGACAAGAAGAAGCCAGGGAAGCUUGAGGAGAGUGAUCUGGAAAGGCUGGAAGCAGCACGGGCAGCAUUAAGAGCUGAACUAAAUGGGGACAGCGGUAAUGCUAUUGGUCUGGUUGCUCAGGGAUAUGGUACCGACUCUGAGGAGGAAGGAGAAAUAAAAGACUUGAGUUACACAGAGGAGCCAGGGUCGACAGGAAAACGGGCAGCGAAAGAAAGAUCUUCUAGCAAAGCAGAUGCAAAGGAUGAUAUAUUGGAUUUGAUUCGUGAAGCUAGAGAAUCACAAAGGCAUCAUCAACGUGGGGAGCGAGGUCAUGGUCGUGAUCAGAAGAAUGGGGUCAAGGAACGAGGGUCAAGGUCACCAAGUCUGACUGAGUUUGCUGAUACGUUACUCGACUCAGUUGAGGUGGGCUCCAAUAAGAGAAGGAGUUCCCCUCACAGACGAAGAGAUGGUUCUCGAGAUCGGGAACGGAGAUCUAAACGUUCUACCUCACCCUCACGCCAGCAUUCCUCCCGCGAUGAGAGACGGGACCGAGAGGGUGACAGACGAAGGGAUGAAGAAAAGAGGGCUGAAGACAGAAGAAGAGACGAAGAAAGGCGACGUGAGGAAGAUCAGCGGAGGGAAGAAGAGCGGCGGAGGGAGGUGGAGCGAAGACGGGAUAGGGAGAAGAGGGAGGAAGAACGACAUCGAAGGCUGGAAGAUGAGCGGCGUGACAGAAGGCAGGAACUUGACAGACGGAGAGAGGAUGACAGAAGGAUGAGACAUAGAAACGGGUCCAGGAGCCCCUUCAGACGGCGAGACGACCGUCGGGAUCGCAGCAGGUCUCGGGACAGGAGACGCCGCCGCGGAGAUUAUUAUUCGAAACCAACUGACAAGUUUAAGGACAGUCUCUCAGAAGGCAUGACAGUGCAGCAUGAAUCGUCUGAUGGUGAAGAACUGGACGUGGAUAUCCCCCAGGACGAGUCUGACGAGGAUGCAGAGAUAGCCAUGAGGAGGAAGAUGAGGAGAGCUCUCGUUAUGCGUUUGGGAGCAGAGUCGGACAUCCCUGGGCUAGAUGUUGCAGGUGACGAGUCUACUCCACCACCAGAAGACAAGGCUGAGGGGCAACGUGGGCACGGAAGCGACUCCUCCUCCUCGUCUGGCUUGGACAGCGAUGACGAUGAUGAGAUGGCCGACCAGGUACUGAGAGACUUGGAGGAAGAGUCGCAGGACUUCGAGAAGUCGAUGGAUGAGAAGAGGAGUGCGCUACGAGACAGCAUUACUAGUGAAAAUGGUGACAAGAAGAAGAAAUCCAAUGGCACAGCGGACAUGUUUGCUGAAGACAAUGACAUGUUCAGUGAAACCUACUCUAGUCCCGGGUUUGUGCGUCCUGUAGGCGGUGUCCAUGACAACCCCAACUUGAUGGACAACUGGGACGAUGCAGAGGGCUACUAUCGUGUUCGUAUCAGCGAGACCCUGGACAAGCGGUACAAUGUGUACGGCUACACUGGCCAGGGGGUGUUCAGUAAUGUGGUGAGGGGCCGUGAUGCUGCCCGCGGGACCCAGGAUGUUGCCAUCAAGAUCAUCCGAAACAAUGAGAUGAUGCACAAGACCGGCUUGAAAGAGCUUGAGUUUCUGAGGAAACUGAACGAUGCCGACCCCGAUGACAAAUUCCACUGUCUCCGACUGUAUCGACACUUCUUCCACAAGAACCAUCUUUGUCUUGUGUUUGAAUCUCUCAGCAUGAACCUGCGUGAGGUUCUCAAGAAGUAUGGCAAGGACAUCGGCCUGCACAUCAAGGCGGUGCGCUCCUACAGCCAACAACUCUUCCUGGCUCUCAAGUUGCUCAAGAGAUGCAGCAUUCUGCAUGCUGAUAUUAAGCCCGACAACAUCUUGGUAAAUGAAUCCAAACUAGUGCUGAAAUUGUGUGACUUCGGCUCAGCUUCUCACGUGUCCGAGAAUGACAUCACGCCAUACCUCGUCAGUCGGUUCUACAGAGCUCCAGAGAUCAUCAUCGGCAUGGGUUACGACCACGCCAUCGACAUGUGGUCAGUAGGCUGCACCAUCUACGAGCUGUACACAGGCAAGAUCUUAUUCCCGGGCAACUCCAACAAUGAGAUGCUCAAGUUUGUCAUGGACGUGAAAGGUAAAAUGCCCAAUAAGAUGAUUCGCAAGGGCAUGUUUAAGGAACAGCACUUCGACGGCAACUACAACUUCCUGUACCACGAGGUGGAUAAAGUCACACAGAGGGAGAAGGUCACCGUGCUGAGCAAUAUCAACCCUAACAAGGACCUAUUGGCGGAGAUGGUUGGAUACCAGAGGCUACCGGACGACCAGCUGCGCAAAGUUGCUCAACUCAAAGACUUGUUGGAACGGACAAUAAUGCUUGAUCCCUCCAAGAGGUUAUCAAUAAACCAAGCGCUCACCCAUCACUUCAUUCAGGAAAAGCUGUAGAUUUCCUGUGACAACGCAAACCAAAAACAUAGACUGAUUUUUUACAGGAACUUUAUCAUUGAACCAGCUUUUGUUUUUGUAUGUACAUAUAUUGUAGGAUUGUAUUGGCUUUGAUUUUGUUGCUAAAAGUUGGUUAAUUUUAUAACACUUUGAGUUAAGUAAUGUUUAACUAUUGGGAUUUAAAUGACGUUGUCAAGAAAUAUCCUGAGUUCUGUAACUUGCAAGAACGUCUGAUGUUGACAUGCUACAUGAUGGUACAAAGUUUUGACAAGUGAAUCAGAUCGACCCCAAUGGGCCUCUCAAUCUGGUAGAUUACGUUUUUCUUUUUAUGGGGUAAAUGAUUUUGAAAAGGCAACAAUUAAUGUAUGUUUUUGCCCAGAUGUUGGAACGUGCAGUAUUGGUAUAUAUACAUUUUGUUUGUCCAUAUGAACAUAGAGCUCUGUUUGAAUAUGGUGUUCUUAUUUAAUCCGCCUUUGUUUCAGAUGUUUGCAGUGGAUGGUUAGGGUUGUGUUAUGCCACCAUCCCUGUCUGAUAAGUGAACAGCCAGAUAAGUGGAUUUCCUUUAUCCAGUCAAUCUGUACGGUAGAAAUAGGAUCUGAAGCUUCUCUACGUUUACAUGUUAUUGUCAUAUGCACUGGUUUGUAACAGGGCUGUAUUUUCCUCCCUUGUGUUUUUAUAGUUUUGACAUAUUUUUAAAGAACACCAUUUUGACAUACAAUCAUAGAGCAGCUCUUGGCAGGGUAUGUUGAAACACGUCCAAGUUAGAAUAUAGAAUAAUUCUGAAAGGGAAACUUUUGUUGAACAGGUUGAAAGCUGUAAUUAAAAUUCAGUCCAGCUGUUUGUAAUGUCGAGCAAAUAUUUCUGUUUUCUCAAAGUUAUCUUAAUCAUACAACACAUAAGACUGAGAAAGCUAUUUGGGGAUUUUGGGACAUCUGCGUAUCAAUUACCAAUUUGAAACCACAUGGAAUUACAGCGAAUAAGUUAGAAUGGGUUUUGAUUAUUUAUUUAAUGAUCAAGCAGAUAUUGGAAUAUGUAACUACAUUAAAAGUAGUUUGUGCUUGGUGACCUCAUUUCCGUAUUUAUUGGAUGUUGACACCAAGUUUAUCAGAUUAGGUCGAUAACACUUUCCAUAAUGAUGAUAGGCAGUAAGCAUCUGUGGACAAUGUUUUAAUACUCACCUACAAAAGAAACACGAAUACCAUACAUGUUGGUUAAUAUAUGAUGAAUUACUCAUAUUCAAGAGAUAUUAGAUUUGUUCAACGUACAAAUGAAUAUACUGUUAUGUUGUGUGAACCGAUGCUCAUGAAAGCAUCAUGUGACGUCAUAGAUCCAUAACUUGAGAUGCACUAUUUCUCUCGUGCAGGAUUAGCGUGUAAAUUUUGGAAAUCACUUGUGGCACAUCGUGAUAAGAAUAAAGACACUCUGUGGUAACAGAGUUGUUAGUUUGGUCAUCAAGUGGUACACACUGGAAACAUCUAUUCAUAACGUACAAACUUCUCUAUAUGUUUCUAUGGUUCGUGUUUCUUUUGGUGGUGAGUAUAGAAAGGUAGAACAUACUUUUGGUGGAAACAUGACUUAUCGCAUAUCAUGCAUUAUUGGACCACUUAUUUCAAUGGUUCGUAGGUUAUCCUUUCAGAGAUGACUUCUGGUAGGAUUUCAGUUUUUGAGUUUUACAGUAUUUUAUUUGUUUUUGACUGCAGAAGCAGUAAGAGCAGCCAUACAUAGGAGACGGUUUGUGGGAACUGUUGUUCAGCCGGUUCCUUUUUAAAGCAUGAAUGUCUGACACAGAGGUUCACACUGAUAUAUCAUGUAUUUUUUGUUAUAUUUGCAAGGAAAAUGGGUCCAUAUUUUGCUGAUUAUGAAGUUAAAUUUUUUUUUUUUUAUAAAAUGAACCCCCAAUAUAAACAAUUGAUCAGCCCUAAAAUGAAACGGCCCGGACUAAUUCAUACUUGCUUUAUUGAUUUUACUUGCCUUAACCGAUAUUCCAUGAUCAGAAUUCCAAUCUCACUUUCAGAAAAAAAUAUCUGUCAUUUGAAUCAUUACGUAAGAUGAGCAACCAGUUUUUCAAAGCCUUGAAAAUACAAUUUUUUAAAAUAAAAAUAAACUAUUAAGAAGCUGAGGUUUGAAAAGAGCAUGCACUAUUUUAACUUUUGUACUUUUUGAAACAUUUGCAGGAUUAUCCGUGAAAGGAGGGGGGAAAUAGUUUGGCUUUUGUACAUAUUUUCCAUGGACAUUGUGAUACAUCAUCAAUAGAAACACAAAUGUAUCCUUAAAAGAUUGUGUAUUCCCUUCUGUGACACACAUGUAACUAUGGAUACCAUAGUGAUGUUCUGCAUGUAAUCAUGGUUACCAUGGUGACUGUAUGAAUGUUUGUUUCUUUAUACAGGACCUACCAUCUCUGGAUGAUUUGUCAAUUAAAGACUUAAGCUGCUUUCAUAAAGUGGUAAUAAUUUUGUUUUUAUGUUUUUUCUUGCCUUGUGACACUUCCUCUGAUAUUCAUGUUGACUUUAGGAGGAAAUGGUACCUUUGUUUAACACUAAGAUGCUCUGCAUCCAAACAGUUCAAUAAGUGGUGCAAGGCAAGUCAUUCUUGUUGCUGUCUGUGACAAAAUGACAAAUCUCACAUUUGCAGAGACAUCGUUAAAUAUGUGUUCUGACUUUGUAAAUGUGAAUGAAUAUAAGUUUUUGAAAGGUUUGAAUUUGUAAUGUAUAAUAAAUACAGUGGAAUCAUGGGAUUUACCUUCAUUCCUAUUUUGUAGUCCAUAUAUCAUUAGGCCUUAUGUUAUUGUCAGUUGGUUUACAAGGCCUGUCAAUAAGAAAAACCGGACAUUGGAAGGAAAAUAAAAUGACUUCUGACAAACAAAUUUUAGGCCAACUGUUUUACAAGUAGGUGAAAUGAAAAAACCCACCAGAUUUCAUCACCUCAUUUUGUAAGAAAUGGUGAAUAUGUAUAAAAAUCUUUAUUCUAACAAAAAAAACACUAUUGUCUUUUGGUAUCGUUUUGUAACUGUAGUUUUAAUGGUGUGACCUGUUAGUCUGGGUCUUUUUUACUAAUAGCAAUGCUUAUCUGGAAGUUUGAAUUAAAAAAAACAUAUUCGACCACAUGUACAUUGAAGUUUCGGCCAAAAUAAUUGUAAACCAACUAGUAAAUGAUGAAAGGCCUAACAGACUUACCUGGAAGUUCUUAGAACUAAAUUCUAAUUGUUUUGAUUUCCUUUCGUUACCACUGCAUUGGCGGAGAUUGACCCCUGACAGGAUGAGUGUCAAGGUCAUCAGUCAACCAAUCACAGAACUCGAUACAGUUGGGGAGCUGAGGAAGUCUUCAGUUUUGAGUAAUGAUAAGUAGUGCCCGAUAUUUACUACCGUGAGUGACGUUUGAGAUGCCUGUUGUCACAAUAGGUGAUAAAUGUACCACUGUGUGUAUUGCAUAGAAUGAAGCGUUCACUGCCCUAGUUAUGGGGUUAAACUGUACUUAUCAAGUGUCAAUAAUUCUUGUAAUAUAUUUAAAACAUAUUUAAUUAAUUUGACAAAUAUUCAAAAAUAGUUUUCAAAGUGACUUUUUUAUAUUCACACAUCUAAUAAUCAGCUGGUAACCAAAAACUGAAAACUGUAUUUUGUGUUCAAAAGAAUGUUGAUCUUUACUAUCAAAUCUGACUUGCCAAAUGUUAAACAUUUGAGGAAAUUGUAAAAUAUUGUGAACGCUCUUGUAACCUUGUUCAUCUUCACACAGGGGCGGUCGGGUAGCAUAGUGGUUAAAGCGUUCGCUCGUCACGCCGAAGACCCGGGUUCGAUUCCCGACAUGGGUACAAUGUGUGAAGCCCAUUUCUGGUGUCCCCCGCCGUGAUAUUGCUGGAAUAUUGCUAAAAGCGGCGUAAAACCAUACUCACUCACUCAUCUUCACACAUUUAUUUGUCUGCACCACAGGGCGGUACUCACAUGUAUUUAUUGGACAAGUAACAAAACACUAGAUGAGUCCUUGGUUUCUGAAAGAUAUCCCGACUCAAUUCUGACACCUACUGAGGUUUGCUACAGUAUUCAAGAUAGAUGUAGCAUUUACUAGUUGCUCUUGACUACUCCAUGGGAAGAUCAGCUAUAUUAUUCGGGAUAGAUGCAGCAUUUACUAGUUAUUCUUGACUAGUCCAUGGAUAGAUGUAGCAUUUACUAGUUAUUCUUGACUAGUCCAUGGAUAGGUGCAGCAUUUACUAGUUAUUCUUGACUAGUCCAUGGAUAGAUGCAGCAUUUACUAGUUAUUCUUGACUAGUCCAUGGAUAGGUGCAGCAUUUACUAGUUAUUCUUGACUAGUCCAUGGAUAGAUGCAGCAUUUACUAGUUAUUCUUGACUAGUCCAUGGAUAGAUGCAGCAUUUACUAGUAAUUCUUGACUAGUCUAUGGUAAAGCUUGCUACCAUAUUUCUGAUAUAGCCAUUACCUGUUAAUGUUGACUAGUCUAUGGGAGGAUCAGCUACAGGGAUUUGAACCAAAUAGUGUCUUGCUAAGUGACCAAUCUGGCCCAAUGUGAAGACACAGUACAGUCAAUGAGGAACGUUUGUAAAAGGCAGACUUUGGAUCGACUACUUAUGACAAAGGUUUUGACAAGCUCUUAAGUCCUUAUUGCAGAUUAUACUACAGCCCGGGGACCUGCUUUUCACUCAUUGUAUUCCACCGAAAAUGUACUAAACAAAUUAUUUUCAUUUCUAGGUACAGUCUUGGAGGAGGCAGCGGUGGAGCUCUUUAUAAGGUUAACACAAAAAGAAAUGAGAUUAAGUACUGGUAACGAUAGGGAGCAUGAAAUGCAUGAAUAUGCAGUGCCCAGCAUCAGUAGGGUUCCAAGAUGUUUCCUUUCUGUAUACAUUGGAGAUAUUCAACUUUUAUGUGUUUCUAUUUUUGUAAAUGUAGUUCAAAUUUGCUAUUGGUUCAAUUUAUAUGUUUUGUUUGUCGUCCGAGGGACAGGAAUUGUUUAAGAAUGUUCAUCCCUCAGUGUGUGGAGGACACUCCAGGUUGAUAUGAAUAGUUGGUUGUGGUGCACCGAGGGUAUAGGUUCUACAGCCUUCUCUUGUAGACAAGAUGAAACAGCAGUCCCCCAAAAUACACCUUUACGAUUAUUAAUAUAGAUUUUGGCAUAGGUAAGGUGAAAUGGGGUUUAAUGUCACAUUCAGGUUUUUUGCUCUUUUGCAAGGGGUGCGCUUAUACUAGUUCAGACUUAUGCCAGUUUUAUAGUGCUAGCCCACAGAGAACCUGCCUCAGUUUAACAUGUAUAUCCAAAUCAGACACUCUGUACAAACGAGCCGAACAUUCCUUGUUUUAUUCCCUUAAUGCUGCGCACCAGGCAGAGUAACAACAAGUAUCAACUUUUAACAUCUUUUGGUUUGACACAGCCAGGGAUCAAACAACCAAUCUUUCUGUACCGGGCAGAUGCUCUAUCCACGAGACCAUGGCUAAGAUUGACAUAUUGUAUUUUGUGCUCUUGAGAGUGAGACUAUUCACAUCCUUGUCCAGAUUGUCCCUACCUAUAAUAUUCCUAAAACAAUAAAUAGGGAAUAUGUUUGUGAAAAUUAAAAUAAUUUACACUGGAUAAAUCUUCAAGAAUUCUAGAAUUGAUAAGAUAUGUUUCUUUAAUCAGGGCAUACCCAGUUAUAUGAAAUGUUAGGAAGGUUUUUGUUUUUAUUCUUAUUUGAAACCCACAAUGUUCGCAGCCCUGGUGCAUCACUAUGGUAAUACGAUCACAUCCGAAAAUAUUGUUUACCUCAAAACAGUGAAAAUACCUUAGUUGUAUGUUGUCAAUGGAUGGUCAAUCCACUUUCAAUCAGUUCUUUAACCAACUUAAUCAGGUCAUCUCUGUUUUAAUUUCACAGGUAGGCCACUUUUCUUUCUUCAUUACAUACAAUGAUUCUUCAAUCAAGUUCCAUCACUGUUGGCCAUGUUGGGCAUCAUGUGAUCCUAUAAUCAGCCAAUGAGCAUAUGGGUGUCUGUCAUGUGACCAGGAAGUGUCAGGUGUCAUGUGAUUUCAACAUCAACAAGUAAGGAUGAGAUGCUUCUUCAUUGUGUCAGCUUCCACCAGCCUGGUGGGAGGAGUCAGCUGUCAUGUGACCAGCCAGCCAACCAAUGAGUCCAAAGAAGACAAUGAAACUGUUCAAGUUGUAUAUCAUUUGAGGUUCUGGUUACUAUAUUACGUUAGCUGCCGUUUGUAACAUUUUGUACAUUGAAUUGUUUAUGGCCUGCCAAUAAUUAGGUCAUAUCAACACCAUAUCAGUUUGUUUGUAGCCAGGCUACCUUUCUGUAAGUUUCAAAAUGAAUGUUGAUAUUAAUUUCAAUGACUUGUAUUUUUGCUGUGUAGAAAAAUGUAUGAAAUAAAUUUGCUGGUAUGGUA